AAUGAAAAAAUUUAAUCAUUAAUAAUCAUUAUCAACACUCUAAAGUCCAAAACCCUUUGCUCAUUGCAGAAGCUUCAACAGUGUCCUACCUUCUACUCCACUUCUGUCCCUUCUUGUUCUUGUGUCUGCAUCUCUCUCUCAAAUGUUGAGCUGAGCCAUCCAAGCUUGUGUCUUGGUAAGUGGCAACAAAGAUACAUUCAAGGCUUCAAAAUGAGGGGUCCUUUGGGUGCAGUUAUAGGGAGGUACCCUUCAAGUGAUGGAACCACCCAUUUGGGUGGCAUCAUCAGGCACAACAGAAAAUGCAGAGACAUACCCCUUCUUGUCAUCUUUAUAGCCUUCUGGGUUGCCAUGAUCGUCAACUCCAGCUUUGCAUUCAACCGAGGAAACCCAUUGAGGCUGACUUAUGGGCUGGACUACAAAGGAAAUGUGUGUGGGGACAAGCAUGCAGUUAAAGAUCUUAAAGAAUUGGAGCUCAGAUACUGGUUAAAUCCUAAUCAGGUUUAUCAAAGUGGAUUGAAGGAUAGCCAAUUCAAACUGGCCAAUGCCCGCAGUAUAUGCUUGCUGGACUGCCCUGUACCUUCUGAAGAUUCACUUACUUGGGUGUGUGAUUAUCCUGAAGGAGAUAUUCGCGUUUCAAUGAAUGAUUGGAUUGAUAUGAACUAUGAUUAUUUUGAGUUCCUUACGCCAGAAAUGAGAAACUCCUCUCUUCAGCUUCAGGGCCCUUGUUAUCCUGUCAUAUUUCCUAGUGUAAAUGUUUACUGGAGUUGCGAAUUCAUUGCCAGAGCAUCAAAUGUAUCAUUAAAGCAUUGGAAGCAGAUGGGUGGAGUUACCAUCAAUGAAGACAUUGUUCUUGAUAAGGCCAUUCACGAGUAUAUCAAUUCUCACUCAGCUGUCUUAAAGAGAUACAUGGCUGACAUAGGAAAGGCAUGGCCUGUGCUGAUUGUUUGUGGAGGGAUUUUACCUCUGUUUCUGUCUGUGAUUUGGCUGCUGCUGAUUCGGCAUUUAGUUGCUGCCAUGCCUUGGAUUACAGUGGUUUUGUUCAAUGUUCUAAUAGUAUCAGUCACAAUGUUUUUCUAUCUAAAAGUUGGAUGGAUAGGAAAUGAUGCUAUUUCCCCCAUUGUUGGUGAGCAUGAUCCUUACAUUCAUGUAUUUGGGAGGGAGCUGACUCAUCUACGUGUUGUCACUGUCCUUAUGACCUUUAUCAUGCUUGUUGCCAUUCUUACAUCAAUUGCUGUUGUCCGGCGCAUCCUUAUGGCAUCUUCUGUCCUUAAGGUUGCUGCAAAAGUGAUAGGAGAAGUUCAAGCACUUAUUAUUUUUCCAAUCAUACCAUAUGGUAUUCUUGCAGUGUUCUAUAUGUUCUGGAUUUCUGCUGCUCUACAUUUGUUCAGCUCUGGCCAGGUUGUUCAGAAUAAGUGCAACUCUAACUGCUGUGCAUAUGACCUCUUGGAGAAAAAGGUUAUUUGUGAUCAGUGUUGUGGAUAUAGCAUUCAUUACACACCGCAUAUUGGAGCUGCCAUCCUUUUUCACCUAUUUGGCUGUUAUUGGGCUACGCAAUUUUUUAUAGCUUGCUCAUCAACAGUGAUUGCUGGAUCUGUUGCCUCUUAUUAUUGGACCCAUGGUGAAGCAUCUCCUGAAAUUCCUUUUCUUUCAGUCAUUUCCUCCAUGAAGAGGCUUAUGCGUUACCAUCUUGGUUCUGUGGCUCUUGGCUCUCUGACCGUAUCGUUUGUAGAGUCGAUCCGUUUUCUGCUAGAAUCUAUUCGCCGGAGACUAAAAGUUUUUAGUCACGUGCCUGACAACUGGAUUGGCAAGGCUGCUUACCAAUCUUCUCAAUAUUUUCAAAGGUGUAUUGCGUGGACCAUCAAAUCAGUGAACCGAAAUGCUUACAUCAUGAUUGCUAUAACGGGUAAAAGUUUCUUUAGAGCUUCUGCCAUUGCAACAGAAUUGAUCAUGAAUAAUAUCCUACGGAUUGGACGUGUCAAUGUGAUUGGAGAUGUUAUUUUGUUCCUUGGAAAACUAUGUGUCAGCCUCUCAAGCGCUAUUUUUGCUUUCCUCAUGUUGGACGCACACAAGUACAAAUCUGCACACAAGAUCUCAUCUCCGCUAUUGCCUGUUGUGGUUUGCUGGGCUCUUGGAUAUAUUGUUGCAACCCUUUUCUUUGCUGUUGUAGAGAUGUCAAUCGACACCAUCAUUCUCUCAUUCUGCCAAGACUCUGAAGAGCAUGGGACAGCACAAUAUGCUCCACCUCUUCUCAUUGAAACUCUUGGAGACCAAAAUGAGUUGCAGAGACUUACACAAGGACCCCAAUGAGAUAUUUCCUUGUUUAUUUUCUCUGAUGAAUUUUAGUAGAACUUCAGGAUUUAAAAUUUUGUCAAGGUGCUUAAUUUUGCCACCUUAGUUCUGUUUUUCCCCCCUUGUAUAUAUGUUACAAUGUUUCCAACAAGGUUCCCCGUGGUUAAGAAGUUUCACUUUUGACAAAAUGGGUUAUGGUAGGAUAUCAUGUUAUGGGCACAAACAGAACAAAUUCAAUUAUUGUUCUUGUGUAAUUAUAAUUUUUCUCAAAUCCGCAUCUUGUGGUGAAUCAUUAUAUUUCA
Messenger RNA from Cajanus cajan (pigeon pea), 2591 nucleotides. RefSeq names its product choline transporter protein 1. Gene Ontology annotation, cellular component: membrane. Lineage: Eukaryota; Viridiplantae; Streptophyta; Magnoliopsida; Fabales; Fabaceae. Gene Ontology annotation, molecular function: transmembrane transporter activity. The record is from RefSeq and is a predicted model, not a curated record. Gene Ontology annotation, biological process: transmembrane transport.